This is a messenger RNA of Xiphias gladius (swordfish), 1763 nucleotides long. It is a transcript of the gene zdhhc22, whose product is annotated as zinc finger DHHC-type palmitoyltransferase 22. The transcript has 3 exons. Gene Ontology annotation, cellular component: Golgi apparatus. Gene Ontology annotation, biological process: protein palmitoylation. NCBI's taxonomy places the organism in Eukaryota, Metazoa, Chordata, Actinopteri, Istiophoriformes, Xiphiidae. Gene Ontology annotation, molecular function: palmitoyltransferase activity. Bases 109 to 942 code for a protein of 277 amino acids. The record is from RefSeq and is a predicted model, not a curated record.
CGUCAGUGUGGCUCAACAACACCUUGUUCUCCGCGUCUGAAUGAACGUCCCGAGGCUCCGUGGUGCUGAAAGGACAGCUCCUCCGCCCGCUGACGCCCGCAGGUAGAUAUGUUCACCAGGAUGUUGAAACUGAGACUUCUCAACGCUGUAGCACCUGCGUACUUCUUCACAGCUACAGCAGUCACCUUCAUUUUGCACUUCUGCUUCUUCAUUCCGACAAUAUUCCCAAACCCAGAUACAUCACUGAGGGGGUCCACAACUCUUCACACAGUUGUUUUCCUUUUCUUGAUGUUCAACGCGCUGGGGAAUUACAUAAUGACAAUCAGAUAUCCUGCUGAAAGUGCCAACCAGACUGUGAUCCCGGUGUGUUCGCCACACUGCUCGGACAAAGUGGAUGCUCACUACCUCCUGAACGGUCGUCACUUCUGCAAACUGUGUAAGAAAGUUAUUCUCAAGAGGGAUCACCACUGCUUUUUCACUGGGAACUGCAUCGGCAACAAAAACAUGCGCUACUUCAUCAUGUUCUGCAUCUACACGUCGUGCACAUGUCUGUACUCUUUGGUUCUUGGUGUGGCCUUUCUAACAGUGGAGUACUCCAUCUCCUUCGAGAACCCGCUGACCUUCCUCACUCUUCUCCCCCUCUCCACUGGCUACUUCUUCAUGGGAACAAUCUCCGGCCUGCAGCUGUUCGUGGUGCUGAUGCUUUAUGUGUGGCUGGGCAUCGGCCUGGUCUGUGCAGGCUUCUGCUGCCAGCAGGUCCUGCUGGUGGCACGCGGACAGACCUGGUGUCAGAUGCAGAGAGGGCAGCUCGUGGAGAACCGCAGCCCCUGGAGAACCAACCUAAAGGACGUUUUUGGUACCCGCUGGAUCCUCGGCCUCAUCCUGCCAGUGCAGACCGUGGAGACGUGCUCUGACGACACAGAUGCACAUAAACAAGACUGAGUGAUAGCCACGUCACAUAUCAGUAGCUCCUAAUAGGUCACACAAGCAGUGCAGGUUGUACAAAAUGCUUUCUUGGGAUCCAUGUGGUGAUUUAUUUUAGAUACUAAAUGGAUGCUUUAUGACUUUUAAAGUAGUCCAUGAUAUAUAUAGUCAGCUAUUAGCAUACAUUCCUUUAAGGACAGGAGCCAUAUAAGCAAUGUAAACUUUUGAUUAAGUGCAUAGUGUAAGUGUAUCCUUUAAGUAGCUUUUUACAAGGCAAUAUUAAGGCAAAUAAAUUGGUUGUUUUUGACAUACAACAAUUUUUCAUGCACUACUACAUGCUUACAUCAAAAUAUAAAUAUGGCUUUGCAUAAGUGCAUGAAUUCACAGCUUUGCAAAUUUGUAUUAUGCUAUUGAUUUGAACGACACAUGGCAGUGCUCUCAGAGUAUUGCCCUUCCACACUUCCUUGUAGGAUGCUACAAUGUGACAUUCAGGAACCUUAAUCAUUCAAAUAAUUCACUUUGACGUUAAGGGCUAGCAGACAAGAGAAAACUACAGUGUGUAUAGCGUAAACUGCCAGGCUUGACAGCACUGUGCUGACAAUAAAGUGUUGCAGGUUGUUGAGCCUGAUGUUAUCUACUCAGAAGAAUGGGACUCAGACAGUUUGAUGACGGUACAGUAAUGUGCUCCUUUGUAAGAAUAGUUGGGGGAAGAUGAUUACCAUAUUAUUAUCCAGGGUAUUAUUCACAAUGUGCCAUAAAAUCAUGUCUUACAUGCUUACUGAUGACCCCAAAGAUGAGGUAUUCAAUUAACUGCUAAUGAUAGGGCCAUCUGUAUAACA